AUGCUUCUCGAGAAUUCUUCCAAAAAUAUGUUAGUCUUUUGGUUUGACCAUCAAUUUUAGGGUGGUAGGCUGUUGAUACAUGCAGGUUUAUCCAAUUUUCAAUUACGAAGUCGAGGCUGCGAUCUCCCCAUCCGAGUAGCCAAACACGCCAUCAUUUCCACUUCGCGACCUGAUGACAAAGAUCGCAGCCGCGAUCUCAGGAAAAACAGCCACGAACCUGCCCUUCCCUCCGGUUCUAUGUAAAUAGGGGGCUACUCUCUUCAUUUCAGAAGACUUCGGGAAGCUUCCAAUUACACCCUAGAGAGAGGAACUAGAGAGAGAAGUUGAUGUCUUGGGUUGUGUCCAACCCAGCGGGGAUAUGGUCACUUCCCCUAAUGGGGUUGUGAAAUUCACAACCAAGGGUAUUUUGGGUAUGAGAAAAAAAUAAAUUUAUUAAUUAUUUUUUAUGUAUUAAUUACAUAUUGAGAAUUAAAAACCCAUAUUAAAUACUUGUUUUUUAAAUUUAAAUCCUACAAUAAAUACAACCCCCUCUCUCUUCCUUUUCCAGCAGCCACACCACUCCGAUCGGCUGACUUUCCGAUUGACAAACUUUCUCCGGCGAAAUCCUUGAAUAAGACUCGCUCCGGCAACCUGCAAAAUAUUACCGCUCCAUCAGUGCGCUAGUGGUACGCUACCGCUACCACUGGUACCACUACCAGUACAGUGGUACCACUACCAUCUGGUAGCUAGUAGUGGUAGAGUACCACUACCAUUUGAUAUGAUCCCAAAUUGCCCACAAUUCACGUCAGAAUUACUUGACAAAGAAGCUACCAAAGUUGGGAAGAAGAAAGGCAGAAUUUGGCUAAGUCAAAAUCCGUGUUCAGGGUACAUACUUUGGAGGCAUGGUUCUCUCAAUUGGCUUGGUGGAAAUUCAAUGUUAAGGGUUUGUUUUGCAGAUAAAGUUACCAUCUUUCCAAUGGUAUGCUUUAUGGAUCCAGAAGAUGUCAUUAAGGUUGUUUUCCAAGUUCUCAAAGUUGCUACCUCAAAACUGGAAAACUGCCAGAAAAUGGUUAAAUCUGGAAACUGUUUUGUGAAGCCUACUUUGGAGCUCAAUUCAAGGAGCAUGGAUCUGAUUCGAGACCAAAGGCUUCUACAACAUGAAAAUAGGAAUGUUUAUCUACCAAGGGAAGGAAUCGGAUGAAAGAUCGGAGUUCUAGAAGGCCUUGUACGAAAGGUGUGAAGUUAGUACGAAAGCUGCUUUUUUUGACUGUUUGCUGGCAGCUUACUUGCACUUGAAGAAAGAGAGUUUAAAUCCGAAUUUUUAGUCCUUUUUAGAGUAGUUUUUUACCUUAAUUGUUUCCUACUUCUAUUAGGUUUGUAUUAGGUUUAUUUGCCUUUAAAUACCUUUCUACUUUCGUUGUAAAACUAAGACUUUGUUGAAUAGAAAAGAAACCCUUUGGUUUUGUGCAAGUUGCGACUUGUUUUGGGUUUGGUGGAUUCCAAACUUGCUGAGCUUGUGUAUCGAUUGAAUAGUCACUUCAAUCGUGGUCGAGCAACUACCCUUUUAUACCAAUCGAGCUAUCCCCAGGUGUGGAUUUGUCCUUUUGGUUCCGUUUUAUCCAAGUUCGUAUUAAGAACGCUUCGUUCUUGAUUCGAGCUCAAUCGAUUCUUCGAUUGAGUCGUUAGCUGCGUGACUUUGAUAAACAUACACCUCCCAGGGGCGUAUCAAGUGGUAUUCGAGCCUGGUUCAAAGCAGGGGCAAGAAGGAGAUCGAGAAUCUUGUUUUUCGUUCUGUUUUUCUUUGCGGACAGCAAACAGAGAGGAGCAGAGGAAGAUUCUUAUUCGAAGAAGAAGACCCAAUCCGCAGAAGAGACGAUGGGAAGUCUUCAAAUUGACAUGGAUGAAUUUAAGAAGAUGCUCACAGACGCGUUUAAUGCGACCUUCCAGCCCAAAUUUGAUCGAGUUUCUCAUUGAAUAGAUGAGUUUGCGUUGCCGAGAAACAAUACAACUUCGACGCCAAGUUUUACAGUACGUAAUCCAAUUCCAGAAGGGAGUCAAGACCAAGGAUUUGUAAUCAGACCUGCCCACGACUUGGAAGAGAGAGUUAGGAGUUUGGAUCGACGAACGUUGGCAUCCUCGCAAGGCAUUCCCGUCCAAACGUCCACCGGCGCUCAUCAUCUCUGUUUUCCUUCGUCAAAACAGAGCCCACAGCGUGGAGAAGUCGAUGCCGAGCUAGGGGAAGAGUCCAGCCACACCACCAGUGCAGACAUGGUCUAGGUAGCAUCAAGAAUCUUUACCCUGGAGUGGUUUGCGUCGAUUCAAGACCAACUGCAGAAUCGAGAUCGACCAGCAACGCCCCUGCACUCGAGAAAACAGAGCAGGAGAGAGGGCGACUUCGUCAUAGAGAUCGGCGAAGAUUCGAACUCCGCCAUUGGUGCCAAAUCGAUCCCCACGACCCCAAAAACAUUGGAAGAUACUUCAUCGGAGAUGAACAGACCUGGAAUUGGAGAAUCGAUUCGCGUAAAACUACCUCUGUUCGUGAAGAAAACGGCCGACGAGGACCCUCUCUUGGGUGGAGCAAUCCAGCUCGAUUCGAGCAAAUCCAACGCUGUAGAAUCAUCAUAGGAGGUAAGAGGAACGUGUAGAAUUCAACAAUACGAAGAGAAGGUGCUUGGAUAUAAAACCCCCAAUUUCGAUUUGGUUUUUCUGGGUUGCGGACAUUCGAAUUCCGUCGAAGGUGGGAAAGGAGAACUCGACGAAUUGAAGACAAUGGCGAUGCUUCGGGACUUGGGAAUGGAGCAGAACUUCAAUUGGAAGCCUGGAGAAGAGUUUGGAGUGCUUGAAUUGGAUCAGAGUGGCCUAGAGGAGAGGUCCCCAAUUUGGAAGAGGUCGCCGGAAAACUCAUAGUCACCGGAUUCUGGGAAAUCUUCGCCGGAGUUCGAAAAUGUGCACAAACUGAUUUUGGGUCCAAAUUUUGUGGAUUAUUGUGUGACAAGUGAGCCAUGGAGUCCCACGACGCGGCUGAAGUUGACUGAAGAAGGAUUCGAAGCUUCAAAUUUUAUGCCAAAAAUUGAGUUUGAGCAACCUACUUUCGAUCCACUUUGGGAUCGAUUCUGUGAUGAUUUUGACAAAAGGAAAGAUCAAGCUUUGAGGUCAAAACUUUUUGAAGAGGGGGAGCCUGAUAUGAUCCCAAAUUGCCCACAAUUCACGUCAGAAUUACUUGACAAAGAAGCUACCAAAGUUGGGAAGAAGAAAGGCAGAAUUUGGCUAAGUCAAAAUCCGUGUUCAGGGUACAUACUUUGGAGGCAUGGUUCUCUCAAUUGGCUUGGUGGAAAUUCAAUGUUAAGGGUUUGUUUUGCAAAUAAAGUUACCAUCUUUCCAAUGGUAUGCUUUAUGGAUCCAGAAGAUGUCAUUAAGGUUGUUUUCCAAGUUCUCAAAUAUGCUACCUCAAAACUGGAAAACUGCCAGAAAAUGGUUAAGUCUGGAAACUGUUUUGUGAAGCCUACUUUGGAGCUCAAUUCAAGGAGCAUGGAUAUGAUUCGAGACCAUAGGCUUCUACAACAUGAAAAUAGGAAUGUUUAUCUACCAAGGGAAGGAAUCGGAUGAAAGAUCGGAGUUCUAGAAGGCCUUGUACGAAAGGUGUGAAGUUAGUACGAAAGCUGCUUUUUUUGACUGUUUGCUGGCAGCUUACUUGCACAUGAAGAAAGAGAGUUUAAAUCCGAAUUUUGAGUCCUUUUUAGAGUAGAUUUUUACCUUAAUUGUUUCCUACUUCUAUUAGGUUUGUAUUAGGUUUAUUUGCCUUUAAAUACCUUUCUACUUUCGUUGUAAAACUAAGACUUUGUUGAAUAGAAAAGAAACCCUUUGGUUUUGUGCAAGUUGCGACUUGUUUUGGGUUUGGUGGAUUCCAAACUUGCUGAGCUUGUGUAUCGAUUGAAUAGUCACUUCAAUCGUGGUCGAGCAACUACCCUUUUAUACCAAUCGAGCUAUCCCCAGGUGUGGAUUUGUCCUUUUGGUUCCGUUUUAUCCAAGUUCGUAUUAAGAACGCUUCGUUCUUGAUUCGAGCUCAAUCGAUUCUUUGAUUGAGUCGUUAGCUGCGUGACAUUGAUAAACAUACACCCCCCAGGGGCGUAUCACCAUUUGGAGAAGAUUUCAUAUUCCAGACAUCCACAUUCUUCCAUUGUUCAUUAACCAAAUAAGCCUGGCAAUACAUGCCUGAUUCCAUGUUAGUAAAUCCUUUAUACCAAGACCUCCUUCUGCUCUAGGUAGCCAUGUGAGACUUGUGUUGUUCGUAUCUUUCUUGUGCGAUAGAUCCCCCCUACAUUAUGUGUAGCAUUCACGUUGUUGCUAGAGAGGAAGAUGGAGGCAUAGGUUUAGUCCACGACCCAAAUGUUGACCGACCCAAUCAUAUCAUCCCUUAAUCAACCCCUUUGAGCCGUGUGUCUAAGGGACGUUCUCGUGUUAAGUAGCUCAUGAUACUUGAGCUUGAUUGAUUUAGAUAGAGCGACCCUACUUUCUUUGUGUCUACACCUUAUCGAGUCACCCUUGUGUUUGGAAGCUCCAUUCAUACCAUUUGAGCUUAAAUGAGGUUCAACAUGAGUGAUUUGUGUAUGGUUUUUCUAAGAAGUGAAGUGAGUGUGGAGGUAGUUCGUAAAAGUGAGCAUUGUUCAUUGAGUAAAAAAAAAAGUGGCAUGUUUUUAGCUCUCUAUAGCCCCCAAAGAAAAGAGAGAAGAAAAAAAGAUCAAUAAGGGAAUGGCCACCAAAAUAUAAUAAAUGUUGAACAUGCUCUUAGAAGUGUUGCUUAGCAUGAAAGCUUUAGGAACACUUACUUGUUGUUUUCCUACCACACUCUUGUGCUUGAAAUUGACUUGCAAAUGUAAAAAGAAAGUAUGUGUGACAUGGUUUGGUGAUGUGUUGUAGUUUGGAAUUGAGGGAAGUGUAGUUUUUGGCGGAUGCUAGUGGCAGUCAUUUGAACUAGUGUCUAAGACCUUCGGACAAGCUAGCAACGACACCCAUCUUGCGAGCUCUAGCAUUAAGAGGCUACCAUCGUGGUCAAGGGACGUUAGGAUUGAGCGUGAUUAUGCACAUCUUUUGCAUCAAAUGGUCCUGACCCCACUGGUCGAGAGUGAGUGAUUCAUUCAUCAUGUUUUGUUCAUUUCUUAUACCCCGGUGAGGACCUAGGUUACUCGAUCGCUCGUUCCUAUGAUGUCAUUUUCAUGCAUGAGUAACUAUGAUUGGUGAGUCAUCGAGGCAUGUUGUGUGUUGGUUGAUAAAUAAUGUGAGAACUCUUCUUUUGCACAAGCUUAAUACAGUUGAAUGUCAUUU
Messenger RNA from Linum trigynum, 5301 nucleotides. NCBI's taxonomy places the organism in Eukaryota, Viridiplantae, Streptophyta, Magnoliopsida, Malpighiales, Linaceae. The record is from the annotation of a GenBank genome assembly.